Messenger RNA from Pseudoliparis swirei, 5647 nucleotides. It is a transcript of the gene plekhg5b, whose product is annotated as pleckstrin homology domain containing, family G (with RhoGef domain) member 5b. Lineage: Eukaryota; Metazoa; Chordata; Actinopteri; Perciformes; Liparidae. The coding region runs from base 781 to 4251 and encodes 1156 amino acids. Gene Ontology annotation, molecular function: guanyl-nucleotide exchange factor activity. Gene Ontology annotation, cellular component: plasma membrane; axon; endocytic vesicle. The transcript is spliced from 21 exons. Gene Ontology annotation, biological process: Rho protein signal transduction; endothelial cell migration. The record is from RefSeq and is a predicted model, not a curated record.
GCCGUGUUGUCAGCGGCUCUCUGGCGCCUCUAGCGGCCACAUUGCGCCACUGGGGGAGGGGACACGGCGGCGAGUCUUUUGUGGAGUGGGCUCGUGUGAAUGAAUGGAGAGCCCGAGGUGGAUCCGGGGAGGGCGGCGAGACGAAGCAGCCCACGACAUGUGGUCAACUUCAACGGCCCGUUGUGUAAAGUUACUGGAAGGAUCUCCAUCCACAGUUUGGCUUCUUUAAAUACAGUCACGCAGGUUUUCUUCUCCUCUUUCUUGCAAUCCCUUUCCUGCACCGAGCGAGCUCCACCGACAGACGUCCGACGAGGACAUUUCUCUUUUUUCUUCUUCUCCUGUUCUCUCGCAUGCGUGCGCGCUAACAACCGGUUAUUUACAGUUCGGCGCGGACUCCAGACUUGUAGCUGCGCCUCACCGGUUGUGAGACCCGGUGUUGUCUCUUCGUGGAGGCUUUUGUGCCCCCUCGUUUCCGCGCAUUCCCCCCCCCCCCCCCCCAAAAACCCAGCGGUGGGAGUUGCAGCUUUGUUUCUCGCCGCCGACCACAGACAUAAACCCGGCGGAGGCACCUUUUCUUUUUUUUUGGAGGAGCGUGAGCGCAGACAUGGAGGAGCUUGAGAAUGCCUUCAGACUAGAGGAGACGACUUAAACAUCGCGAGGGGAUAAGCAGCGAGACCGACACACGCCGGCGGACGGACCUGCGAGGAGCUUUUGUUGGUGCAGGGGGGGAGAGACAUCUUUUCCCAAAUUGUUCUUUCUCCCGAGGAACUGCAUGUAUAGAUGGUGCGGAACAAGUGGACCAUGAAUUCAGUUCUGCACAAAUCUCCACCGAGGAGCUGGCUCGGUCUCAGAUUACGACUCAAUGACAAGCCCGUCCAGGAGGAAGACUGGGUGGUGUGCCAGCACCCUGAGUGUCCUGAGCGCCGGAGGGCCUCCAAGGUUUGCCACCACCCAGACUGCCAAGACCUGAAUCACAAAAGCCCCCUUCACCUGUGCGAGUCAUGUGACUCACGCAGCCAUUCAGAGAACACAGACAACAUGCACUUUGACCGGCACCCCCGAUUUGACUUACAACCUCAAGCCUCCAUCCUGGCUCGAAACGUGUCCACGCGCUCCUGUCCCCCACGCACCAGCCCCCCCUCCGACCUGGAGGAAGAGGAUGAGGGCAACGGUGACCGCGGGGAGCGUAAAACAGGGGGGUUGAAGUUGGUGAAAAAGAAGACCCGGAGACGACACACUGACGACCCCAGUAAGGAGUGCUUCAGUCUUAAGUUUGAUCUCAACGUGGACAUAACCACGGAAAUUGUACCUGCAAUGAAAAAGAAAACUCUGAGAGAGGUUGUAGGUCCAGUGUUUGAGAGGAAUGGCAUCGAGCUGUCUCGGGUUGACUUGUUCCUGGAUCAGUCCAACACACCGCUGUCUCUCAACUUUGAGGCCUACCGUUUUGGAGGACACUACCUCAAAGUCAAAGCGCGGCUAGGUGACGAGCUGAAGGUGGAGCAGGGUGUGAAGGACUUGCGGUCGCUUAGUCUGCCCAACAUGAAGCCCUCUGGAGGUCUGAGCCCCUACAUCCUCACGCCAGCCAGCGAGAGGAUGGAGCAUGGAUCUCUGGGACGCAAAGAAAUCGUAGAUCUGUUGGGUCAGUCUCGGCGGAGGAAGAACAUGACUGAGUACUUGGGAGAAACGAAUAUUCCCACCCCGGAUGCUCUGGUAUCGACCGGUGGCUCUCUGCCCGGCAUCGGGGCCGACAGCUGGAAGAACCGCGCUGCCAGCCGCUUCAGCGGCUUCUUCAGCUCCAACGCCGGAGCGUUUGGCAAGGAGGCGGAUCGUCUGGAGCAGCUCCAGAGCAAGCUCCACUCCUACAUGUUGUUCGGGCUGCCCAAGGUGCCGCAGCAGCUCUCCUUCCACCAGGACUCCUGGGAGGAAGAGGAGGAGGAGACCAACCUGUCCCUGGAGGACAGCUGGCAGGUGUUACUGGACAACUCGGAGACAUUGACAAGGCGACAGUUCCACCAGCAGGAGGCGAUAUGGGAGCUGCUGCAUACCGAGGCCACCUACAUAAAGAAACUCCGAGUCAUCACUGAUCUGUUCCUGUGCGGGCUGCUGAACCUGCAGGAAAGCGGUCUGUUGACCGAGGUGGAGCCCGCCAAGCUGUUCAGUAACAUCCAGGAGAUACUGCGACUCCACACGUCCCUGUGGAACCAGGUCAUGCUGCCAGUCCUGGAGAAGGCCAGGCAGGCCCGGGCUCUGCUCGACCCCACCGACCUUCACCACGGUUUCCGGACGUUUGGCUCCAGGUUCCAGCCCUACAUCCGUUACUGCAUGGAGGAGGAGGGCUGCAUGGAGAACAUGCGUACGCUCCUCAGGGACAAUGAGCUCUUCAGGACCUACGUCACGUGGGUAGAGACCCAUAAGCAGUGUAACCGCCAGAAGCUCCCCGACAUGUUGGCGAAGCCUCACCAGCGACUGACCAAAUAUCCACUCCUCCUGAAGAGAGUUCUCAAGAAGACGGACGAGCCGUCGGCCCGGGACAUCGUCAACAGCAUGGUGGCUGCUGUCGAGGGCUUCAUCAACAGCGUGGAGUCUCAAAUGCGACAGCGUCAGGAACAACAGAAGCUGGCCACCAUCUCUGCUCGUAUCGACUCCUACGAGGCUGUAGAGGGGAGCAGUGAAGAGGUGGAGAAGAUCCUCAAGGAGUACAACCGCUUCGACCUCAUGGCUCCCAUGAGAGGAAUUUCACCGGAGGAGACUCGACAGCUGCAUCUUGAAGGAGCUCUGAGGAUGAAAGAGGGCAAAGACAGUCGGAUGGAAGUUUAUUGUGUCCUGUUCACCGACCUGCUGCUGAUCACCAAGCCAGGGAAAAGAGUUGAGAAAGUCAAAAUCAUCCGGCAGCCUCUCCUCAUUCACAAUGUCGUCUGUAAGGAACUCAAAGACCCCGGCUCAUUCAUCCUAAUCUACCUCAAUGAGUUCAAAAGUGCAGUGGCAGCCUACACUUUCCAAGCCAACAGCGCCACCCAGGGGCGAAGCUGGAUCGAUGCAAUCUGCAAUGUCCAGAACCAGCUCCAGAAGCUUCGCACCGAGGAGGUCCUCCGGCAGCAGAACAGAAAGAAGAGAAGUUCACAGGGUGACGAAGAAGAAGAAGAAGAGGAGGAAGAUGAGAGCAGCAACUCUACCACAAGCUCCCCAUGCCUCGGGCACAAAGAGCAGCAGAACUCGAGUCAAUCAGAUGGCUCGACUGAGACCCUGUCAGUGAUGGACAUUGAUGACCCCGGCGAACACCAAGAGCUUCCUUCCCCAAACAUGAACCUCCAGGGAACCAGUAAGAACGACUCUGAUGUCUCUCUCACGUUGGAGGUCCAGCAGUCACAUUCCAAGAGCACCCACAGAGUUCACUCCGGUGUUUAUUCUGAGCACAUUCAGGAGGCGGGGCCUGGCGGCAAGGAGCUAGACCCUCAGUGCCGCUCUCUCUCCAUGGACAGCGCCUAUGGCACCCUCUCUCCUGAAUCCCUCCUGAGAGGACUUCUGCCUCAACCCGGCCAAAGUGAAGGAGAGGAGGAAGAGGGAGACCGGGAGGUCGAGGAGACGGAGCAGGGAGAGACAGUAUUCGAGGAAGAAGAAGAGGAAGAGGAGGAGGAUUCUGCCUCACUGGGGUCCCAGCGGUCAGUGAUCCAGGCCUCUAAACCUCGCCGCCGGCCUCAUAUUCAGUCACGACUCCACUGCCUCCAGAGGUUUUCCAAUCUGGCUUUAUCCCGCUCUGAGGACAAUCUACUGCAGCGCCUCCAUGGUAAAAUCCCUGUGUACCCCCCACACACACACAGCUCCAAGGCGCAGGACCAAUCACAAUGCAGGGACACAUCACCGCUGGCGCACAGUAAAAGCCUGAUAGAGGUAGGCCAAACCUGCGUGAAGCUGUUUUCCAGUGACCUCGACCAGUCUGAAGACGGCUUGAGCAUGCCCUCUGACAAACUCUGUGCCACCCUGAGGAGGGCGGAGGCCCAGCACGGCCACGCAGCGCCCGCCAGACCAAGUGAGGGCGACGAGUCCCAAAGCAACAGCUCAGACGGGGAAACGGCUCCGUCUGCCUGCGUCGAAAAGAAAAGCGAGUCCACGGCCACCGGCGAUUCGGGGGAGAUGUCACUUAAAAAGAAGAAAUCCCCGACCCAGCAGCACAAGAAGCUGACGCUCGCUGAGCUGUAUCGGAUCCGCACCACUCUUGUCCUCAACUCUACACUCACUGCAUCGGAAGUAUAACCACUCUUUCACACGGCUGGCAUGUGGGCAUAAUAAGGAACAACACGUGUUUUGCUUCGAUGGACUGAAUUUCUUGUGACACGAAUGCACUCUCUCUUUUGCUGCCCUCUCCCUUCUGGUUUCUUUUUGGACACUGGCAGUACCAUUUUCUUUCACGACAAAAUGUUUUUCUUUGCUGUUGCAUUGGUUUUCCGAAUUUCUUGAGUGGAAGGGAGAGGCAAAGAGACAACAACUGAUUGCACUUUGCAACAGAAGUAGCAUUAUAGGGGCUGGGAUGUUCAGGUGGACUGGGGGAUUGUGCAUCUUCUCAGUCACGAGAGGCGAAGAGAGGAACACCAAGUCUUGAAAAUGCUCUCUACACCUGGCUAAAAAGAACCUGCACCGACUAAUAUUUAUACUACUCCUGGUUUGCUUUAGCAAAAGAAAAAAAAAUGAAAAUUGCACAGCUAUAUGUUAAGUAGAAGAAUCACUAAAGAGUGAAUUUACAAUUGGUCACACAAUGAAUUUGAACUUAUUGUUUAAUGUCUGUGUCUGCGUGUGUGUGUGUGUGUGUGCGUGUGUGUGUAUGUGUGUGUGCGUGUGUGUGUAUGUGUAUGUGAGAGAAAGUGUGAAAGAUUGUCUUGUGUUCGAAUGAUCACACGGUCCUCGAUUCCUGACUGAACCAUAACUGAUUCCCCAUCUCCUGUGAAUAUGCUAACACACCCAAAGAUGGAAGUAGCCAGUAGAUUACCAACCACCAGAGAGGUCCAAUACAGCCAUCAUCUGAUUCCUCAGAUGGACUUCUUCUGUUUUGGUAUGUUGAACUAAUGAGAGUUGAGUUCCGAAAAAAAAAAAGAAGAAGAAGAAAAAAAAAAAGACUGACUGAAGAAGCACAAGCAACAAUGUGGUCAUAGGAAGAACACAAAAGAGGUCUACACUUACUGUAGUACUGCCUGUGCACGCUAACAACAACAAAGGUUUGGGUUCUAUAUUCUGUCAUGCGUGAAUCAGAACAACGCUUUUUCCAGGAGAUUCACUCAACAUUCACCUUGUUCCAAACAUCGCCCAAACCAAAUAGGUUAACUCUGUUUACUUUUAGUUUAGUUUUUUGUUAAUGUGUAAUAUUUAUUAUGCCUGCUAUGUUUUAUAUAUAAGAUAUUGUUUAUAUUGUUUGCUUCAAUGAUUUGUACAUUUGUUUUGUUGAUGUAAUCUUAAUAUUUUUUUCUUGCCAGCCAUGACUGUGCUAUGAACCAAAUGAUGUGUUUCCUCUUUCAGGAAUAAUGUUAAAGUGUCUUACAGAAUAAAAAUGCUCAAAUACUUUAUCCCUCAUUUAAUGGUUUAAUCCAUUGUAAUGGAGUGAUUUGUGGGGAAAAGCUGAAUCUGAAUGGCAUUAAGCAUUAAAACUACAUGAACUGGU